AUGAAGUUCAACAUCGUUUUGAGUGUUGCUGGAAUCAUACUUCUCUAUGCAACAGGUUGCCUCUGCCAGUUAGAUGUAUGUGGUCGAGCCCCCCUCAAUGAUAGGAUUUCUGGAGGUGAGAACGCUACAGCAGGGGUUUGGCCAUGGCAAGUCAGCAUUCAUGACAUCCAGUUAGGCCACCAUUACUGUGGCGGGACGCUCAUCGCUAAAGACUGGGUUUUAGCUGGAGCUCACUGCUUUGAUAGUCCUAGUGACUCUGACAUUGUGAUGUAUUUUGGUCGUGUGAGCCAAUACGGUUCAAACCCUUAUGAGAUAUCCAGAACCGUGAGUCGAGUCAUUGUCCAUCCUGACUAUGGUCAUCCUCCUUUUGAUAAAGACAUAGCGCUGGUCCAGCUCUCCUCCUCUGUGCCUUUCUCUGAUUACAUUAGACCAGUCUGUCUGGCAGCGGCUGGUAGUGUGUUUGAUGCAGGUACAGAGAGCUGGGUCACUGGAUGGGGCUACCUAGAACCUGAAGGCCCAGUGUCUGAUAUGCUACAGGAGGUGAUGUUACCAGUUGUGAGCAACAGUGACUGUGAUCACGCUUAUACCGGAGUGGUUGGCAUAACCAUCACAAACAAUAUGAUUUGUUCUGGACAGGAUGGGAAGAGUGUAUGUCCGGGAGACUCUGGAGGUCCAAUGGUCAGUAGGAAAGGCUCCCUGUGGAUUCAGUCUGGCAUUACGUUGACGUCUGAAAACCAGUGCAAUGCUGAGCUCAAUUAUCCCAGUUUGUUCAUCCGAGUUUCUCAGUACCAGGACUGGAUCCAGUCUAACACAGGCAGUGACCAGCCUGGAUUUGUUGACUUCAAUGCAGCAUCCAACUCCAACUUCAACCUCCUUCUGUUCCCCCUUUCCCUUUCAUUCUCCUUCAUUCCUUUCAGGCUCUAG
Labeo rohita (rohu) is the source of this 924-nucleotide messenger RNA. RefSeq names its product serine protease 27. NCBI's taxonomy places the organism in Eukaryota, Metazoa, Chordata, Actinopteri, Cypriniformes, Cyprinidae. Gene Ontology annotation, molecular function: serine-type endopeptidase activity. The record is from RefSeq and is a predicted model, not a curated record. The transcript is spliced from 6 exons. Gene Ontology annotation, biological process: proteolysis. The coding region runs from base 1 to 924 and encodes 307 amino acids.